AUGGCGCCCCUACCCAUCAAAUUCCAGGAGCUGGUCCAGCUCACCAGCACUGGUGUCGACACACAAUCCAUCGGCUUCAACACCUGCACACUCGAAUCAGAUCACUUCGUCUGUAUCCGCGAAAAGAAGGACGAAGCUUCCCAACCCGAAGUUGUCAUCAUCGAGCUCAAGAAUGGCAACAACAUCACCAGACGGCCAAUCAAGGCCGACAGUGCCAUCAUGCACUGGUCUCGCCAAGUCAUCGCUCUCAAGGCGCAAUCCCGCACACUACAGAUCUUCGACCUCGAGCAGAAGAAGAAGCUGAAAUCCUGCACCAUGAAUGAGGAUGUGCAGUUUUGGAAGUGGAUUAGCGAGUCUAGCAUUGGCCUGGUUACAUCCAGCAGCGUGUAUCACUGGGACGUCUAUGACGCAGGCCAGGACGCACCUGUGAAGGUGUUCGAGCGCAACGCGAACUUGAAUGGCUGCCAAAUCAUCAACUACCGUGUUAAUGUGGAUGGAAAGUGGAUGGUUGUAGUAGGUAUCUCCUCACAAGGUGGUCGUGUUGUUGGUGCCAUGCAGCUCUACUCAAAGGACCGUGGCAUCAGCCAGGCUAUCGAGGGCCACGCCGCUGCCUUCGGCUCUCUGAGGUUGGAAGGCGCUCCCCAGGAUACCAAGCUGUUCACCUUCGCCGUGCGAUCCGCCACCGGUGCCAAACUUCAUGUCGUUGAAGUCGACCACGCCGAGAACAACCCGGUUUUCCAGAAGAAGGCUGUCGACAUCUUCUUCCCCCCUGAGGCUACCAACGACUUCCCCGUGGCUCUGCAAGUUUCUCAGAAAUACGGUGUUGUCUUCAUGGUAACCAAGUACGGGUUCAUCCAUCUCUAUGACCUGGAGACUGGAACCUGUAUCUUCAUGAACCGUAUCUCGAGCGAAACCAUAUUCACCACGUGUACCGAUGACGGAUCUACUGGACUGGUGGGUAUCAACCGUAAGGGUCAGGUCCUGUUUGUUACUGUUGAUGACACGAAUGCGAUCCCCUAUCUCCUUCAAAAUCCUGCCAACAGCGAAAUCGCCAUCAAGAUGGCAUCUCGUGCUGGCCUUCCCGGCGCCGACGACCUCUACGCCAGACAGUUCGACCAGCUCUUCAACACUGGUAACUACAGCGAAGCCGCCAAGAUUGCAGCAAACUCUCCUCGCGGUUUCCUCCGAACCCCCCAAACUAUUGAGAAGUUCAAGCAGCUCCAAACUCAGCCUGGACAGAUGGCUUUCACCCUGCAGUACUUCGGUAUGCUCCUCGACAAGGGUGCUCUGAAUGCGCACGAGACGAUCGAGCUUGCCCAGCCUGUUCUGGCCCAGAACCGCAAGCACUUGCUUGAGAAGUGGCUCAAGGAGGAGAAGCUGGAUUGCUCAGAGCAGCUCGGUGAUAUGGUUCGACCAUAUGAUAUGAACAUGGCUCUUGCAAUCUAUCUCAAGGCCAACGUUCCCCACAAGGUCGUUGCUGGCUUCGCUGAGACUGGACAAUUCGAUAAGAUUCUUCCCUACAGUGCUCAGAGUGGCUAUCAACCCGAUUUUAUCCAGCUUCUGCAACACAUCAUUCGAGCAGACCCAGAGAAGGGAGCUGCAUUUGCCACUGCCCUAGCUAACAACGAAGGGGGUCCUCUGGUCGACUUGGAGAGAGUUUGCGAUAUUUUCCAAUCUCAGGGUAUGAUCCAGCAGGCCACCGCCUUCCUGCUUGACGCUCUUAAGGAUAACAAUCCUGAACAUGCUCGUCUGCAGACCCGACUUUUGGAGAUGAACCUGAUGCACGCUCCUCAAGUCGCUGAGGCUAUUCUCACCAACGACAUGUUCACCCACUUCGACAAGGCCCGCAUUGCCCACCUUUGCGAGCAGGCUGGUCUGGCACAAAAGGCCGCCGAACUUUACGAAGACCCCGAGGCUAUCAAACGUGUUAUUGUCAACAUUCCUGGAACCCCCAACUUCAACGCCGAGUGGUUGACAGGUUUCUUUGGCAAGUUGUCCGUUGAGCAAUCUCUUGCUUGCCUUGACGCUAUGAUGAAGCACAACAUCCGUCAGAACUUGCAGUCUGUUGUUAAUAUUGCGACCAAGUACUCUGAGCUUCUUGGCCCUGUUCACUUGAUUGAUCUGUUCGAGAAGUACAAGACCGCUGAGGGUCUCUUCUACUACCUGGGAAGCAUCGUCAACCUUUCUGAGGACCCUGAUGUUCACUUCAAGUAUAUUGAAUCUGCUACCAAGAUGGGCCAGUUCAAUGAGGUUGAGCGUAUUUGCCGCGAUAGUAACGCGUACAAUCCCGAGAAGGUGAAAAACUUCCUCAAGGAAGCUAAGCUUCCUGAGCAGCUACCUCUCAUUAUUGUUUGCGACAGGUUCAACUUUGUCCAUGAUCUCAUACUGUUCUUAUACCAGAACCAGCAGUUCCAGGCCAUUGAGGCUUAUGUUCAGCGCGUCAACCCCGGCAGGACCCCUGCCGUUAUCGGUGGAUUGUUGGACGUCGACUGCGAUGAGAACAUCAUCAAGCAGCUUCUGAGCACUGUUAAUGCUGAGCAGAUCAACAUUGACGAGCUCGUAUCAGAAGUUGAGUCUCGUAACCGAUUGAAGCUUCUCCUGCCCUUCCUUGAGGCCACCCUGCAAGCUGGCAACACACAGCAGGCCAUUUUCAACGCUCUGGCCAAAAUCUACAUUGACUCGAACAACAACCCAGAGAAGUUCCUCAAGGAGAAUGACCAGUACGAUACCCUUUCUGUCGGAAAGUACUGCGAGAAGCGUGACCCCAACCUGGCAUACAUUGCCUACUCCAAGGGCCAGAAUGACCUGGAGCUGGUAAAUAUCACCAAUGAGAAUUCCAUGUACAGGGCUCAGGCACGUUACCUCCUUGAGCGCUCUGAUAAUGAGCUGUGGCGAUUCGUCCUGAGCGAAAACAACAUACACCGUCGUUCUGUUGUCGACCAGGUCACCGCUACUGCCGUUCCAGAGGCUAGUGACCCAGCCAAGGUCUCUGUUGCCGUCUCUGCCUUCCUUGAGAACGAUCUUCCGCUUGAACUUAUUGAGUUGCUGGAGAAGAUUGUUUUGGAGCCCUCGCCAUUCAGCGACAACCAAAAUCUCCAGAACCUCCUCCUCUUCACGGCCGCCAAGGCUGACAAGGCUCGCGUCAUGGACUACAUCCACAAGCUCGACAACUACAACGCUGAUGACAUUGCUACAUCCUGUAUUGAAGUUGGACUCCAUGAGGAAGCGUUUGAGAUUUACAAGAAGGCCGACAACAAGUCUUCUGCCGUCGAUGUUCUAAUUGAGCACGUCGUCAGCAUUGAUCGAGCACAGGCAUAUGCCGAGGAAGUCGACCUGCCCGAUGUUUGGAGCAAGGUUGCUAAGGCUCAACUCGAUGGACUUCGUGUCCCUGACGCUAUUGAGUCAUACAUCAAGGCCGAGGACCCCAAGAACUACGAGGAGGUCAUUGAAAUCGCUACCAACGCUGGCAAGAACGAGGAACUCGUCAAGUUCCUUCGCAUGGCCCGCAAGACUCUGAGGGAGGCUGCCAUCGAUACUGCCCUCGCUUUCUGCUAUGCCCGUCUGGACCAGCUCCAUGAGCUCGAGGACUUCCUCCGAGCUACAAACGUUGCUAACAUCGAGGAAUCUGGUGACAAGGCUUACGAGGAGGGACUCUAUGAAGCUUCCAAGAUCUUCUACACCAGCAUCUCCAACUGGGCCAAGCUUGCCACCACUCUCGUCCACCUUGCCGAAUACCAGGCCGCUGUUGAAUGCGCUCGCAAGGCUAACAACAUCAGGGUUUGGAAGCAGGUUCACGAUGCUUGCGUCAGCAAGAAGGAGUUCCGCUUGGCUCAGAUCUGUGGUCUCAAUCUGAUCGUCGAUGCAGAGCAACUGCAAGAGCUUGUCAAGUCAUAUGAAUACAACGGAUACUUCGACGAGCUCAUCAGUUUAUUGGAGCAAGGUCUCGGUCUCGAGCGUGCCCACAUGGGUAUGUUCACUGAGCUUGGUAUCGCAUUGUCUAAGUAUCACCCUGAGCGUCUGAUGGAGCACAUUAAGCUGUUCUGGUCUAGAAUGAACAUGCCCAAGAUGAUCCGUUCCUGCGAGGAGGCAAACCUUUGGCCCGAGCUCGUUUUCUGCUACUAUCACUAUGAUGAGUUUGAUAACGCCGCUCUGGCCGUCAUUGAGCGCCCCGAGAACUCCUGGGAUCACACUCAGUUCAAAGAGAUCGUUGUCAAGGUUGCCAAUCUCGAAAUCUACUACCGGGCCAUCAAGUUUUACGUCGAGCAACAUCCUUCGCUGUUGACCGACCUCUUGACCGCCCUCACUGCCCGCAUCGAUGUUAACCGUGUCGUCAAGAUCUUCCAGAAAAACGAUGAUCUCCCCCUGAUCAAGCCUUUCUUGCUCAAUGUCCAGGUUCAAAACAAGCGUAUUGUGAACGAGGCUAUCAAUGAUUUGCUUAUUGAGGAGGAAGAUUACAAGACUCUCCGCGACUCCGUUCAGAACUAUGACAACUACGAUGCCGUUGAGUUGGCUGGCCGCCUCGAGAAGCACGAUCUGAUCUUCUUCCGCCAAAUCGCCGCCAGCAUCUACCGCAAGAACAAGCGUUGGGAGAAGUCCAUUGCCCUAUCCAAGCAAGACAAAUUGUACAAGGAUGCUAUCGAGACCUCUGCGCUCUCCGGCAAGAACGAAAUUGUCGAGGACCUCCUGCGAUACUUUGUCGAUAUCGGCCACCGUGAAUGCUACACCGGUAUGCUGUACGCUUGCAAUGACCUCAUCCGGCCUGAUCUUGUCCUUGAACUGUCAUGGCGAUUCGGCCUCAAUGACUUCACCAUGCCUUACAUGAUCAACAUGCUUGCUCAGCAGACCAAGGAGAUCGCCCUUCUGAAGGCUGACAACGAGGCUCGCAAAGCCAAGGAGAAGGAGGUAGAGAAGACGGAGGACAACACACCAAUUCUGGGUGCGUCCCGCCUGAUGAUCACAGCUGGCCCUGGAGGCAACAGCCCUUCACCUUACGGCCAACCGAAUGGUUUUGCACCACAACCCACCGGCUAUGGUUACUAG
Clonostachys rhizophaga is the source of this 5040-nucleotide messenger RNA. Lineage: Eukaryota; Fungi; Ascomycota; Sordariomycetes; Hypocreales; Bionectriaceae. The record is from the annotation of a GenBank genome assembly.